Cylindrotheca closterium is the source of this 1914-nucleotide messenger RNA. The record is from the annotation of a GenBank genome assembly. Lineage: Eukaryota; Bacillariophyta; Bacillariophyceae; Bacillariales; Bacillariaceae.
AUGCGGCUUCACUCAUUAGUUGCAGCUGCUGUCGCUAUCCUUCCUUCGGCUACGUCGACAGGUGCUUUCUCUCCGCAACCAUUCGUCGUACGAAAACAUGUUUCCGAUACAUGCCUGUCAUCAGCAGUUGCAGAGAUCACUACCAGUCCUAUUGCUGGUAUGAAGCCCGGCACUUCUGGUCUACGAAAGAAAGUUGAAGUAUGGCAAGGGGUCGAUGAUGCAAAUAAAUACUACGUUGAGAACUUUAUCCAGAGUCUUAUCGACACUGCAGCCGAAAACAAUGGAGGAAAGAUGAUUGACACUGUCAUUGUAGCUGGAGAUGGUCGUUACUUCAACAAUGAGGCAAUUCAAAUCAUAUGCAAAGUGUUGGCAGCAAAUGGGGUAAAGAGCAUUUGGGUACCACAAGGAGGGAUUAUGUCAACUCCAGCCGUUUCUGCUGCCAUUCGCAUGCGUGAAGGUGGAGCCGCUCAGGGGGGAAUCAUUCUUACAGCGAGUCACAACCCUGGUGGCCCAGGUGAAGAUUUUGGAAUCAAGUACAAUGAGGAAUAUGGACAGCCUGCUGGCGAAGAUUUCACUGAUGCUCUCUACGAGAAGACAACUACGAUUUCGAGCUUCAAGUCGCUUGAAGGAGGUGAUGAUAUCGACAUUGGAGCCGAGGUCAAUACAUCGUUCCAACUCACAGAAGAGUCAGCCGUAACAAUCAUUGAUCCAUUUGCUGAGUAUGUUGAAGUUUUGAAAUCCUGCUUUGACUUUGAUGCAAUGCGUGCGUUCGCACAGCGCCCUGGCUUCACCAUCUUGUUCGAUGGUAUGCAUGGAGCUGGUGGCCCGUUUGCAAAACGUAUUCUUGUCGAAGAGCUUGGUUUCCCCGAGUCCUCGCUGAUGCGCUGUGACCCAAAACCAGAUUUUGGAAAGUGUCACCCUGAUCCAAAUCUAACGUAUGCGGCGGAGCUUGUGAAAAAAAUGGGAUUGGACUCAGACGGAAGCUCUCUCGGCUGCACAGAUGCGACGCCAGCACUUGGAGCCGCGAAUGACGGUGAUGGAGACCGCAACCUUAUUGCUGGUGCCGGAUGUUUCGUUACCCCAUCGGACAGUCUCGCUAUCAUCUGCGAUAAUUGGAAGGCAAUUCCCCAUUUCUCAAAGGCUGGUGGUCCAAAGGGUGUUGCAAGAUCAAUGCCGUCCUCAGCUGCGUUGGAUGUUGUUGCUGAAGCUCUUGAUAUUCCUUUUUUCAGUACCCCAACCGGAUGGAAGUUCUUCGGAAAUCUGAUGGGAUCAAAGGAACAAUUCGAUCAGAGAGAUUAUACUCCUUUCCUCUGUGGCGAGGAAUCAUUUGGAACUGGAAGUGAUCACAUUCGGGAAAAGGAUGGUCUUUGGGCUAUGCUUGCUUGGGUUUCUAUCCUCAUGGACGCCAACAAGGAUGUUGCUGAGGGGGAACCACUCGUCAGCGUGCAGGAUGUCGUUUCAAAUCACUGGUCGAAAUAUGGACGUCACUUCUACUGCCGUUACGAUUAUGAAGCUGUUGACAGUGAUGCGGCGAACAAAAUGAUGGACCUAAUAAGGACAGAAUUGGUUGCUGGAGAUGUGUCUUCAAUUGGAGCUGACGACUCAGGUAUCAAGAUUGUCAGCGGCGAAGAAUUCUCGUAUAUUGAUCCUGUCGAUGGAUCCACAACGUCAAAGCAGGGUCUGAUUCUACAGUUUGAAUUUGAAAACGGAGACCCAGCACGUGCUGUCUUCCGUUUGAGUGGGACCGGUUCGGCAGGAGCAACCAUCCGAAUGUACCUUGAGAAGUUUGAGAAAGACGAGUCGAAGCAUGGAGAAGCAGCACCAGUUGCUUUGAGGAGUCUCGCUGAUAGAGCAAUUGGAUUGGUUCAGCUGAAACAAAUCACAGGCAGAGAUGCCCCCACCGUGAUUACGUAA